AAAUAUUCUGUCGUCAGUUCCAGUGCGGACGAGGCAUCGCGUGCGAGCGCUAGCCGGCUCUUGACGGUGACGGGUUAGGAACGCGUCUCUCGGCCCCAUUCGACCGGUGCGUUCUCCUGGCAGCUGUCGCGUGUUCACCCUCCCCACCAACCUCCCCCCUCUUCCAACCCGUUCCGCCACCGCGUGCACGCAGUGUUGAAGAAGUACUUACUACGCAACAAACAGUGACGAAUCUGUCUGUGGUGCUGCUAGCCGACUAACACAGCGCCAGCCAGCCACCACGGCCGAGAUUCAAGCCAGCAUCUCCUCUGUCGCAAAGGUAGGCUGCACUUUCGUGGACGAGGGCCUGUUCUUUAAGUAAGGCUACACUGGUGUUCAUCUUGGCUGAAAAAUACCUGCGGCUGUUACCAAUGCACUGCGUCUACGUGUGAGAAAUAUCGGGGCAGUGAGAGUCCAAUUGCAGGGAUUCCAGUGAUAGUGGGCGCCAUACUGGGUGGCGAAGAUCGCGGCGGCAGAGCGCGCCAUGAAGCUCAGCAAGGUGGGCAACCAGACCAACUCCCAGGACCCGCAGGCGGUCAACUCGCGCGUCUUCGUCGGCAACCUCAACACCUUCCAGUGCAGCAAGACGGACGUGGAGCGCAUGUUCCAGCGCUACGGCCGCAUCGCCGGCAUCUCGAUGCACAAAGGAUACGCCUUCGUGCAGUUCACGAACCCGUUCGACGCCCGAGGCGCCUGUCUUGGGGAGGACGGAAGGACAGUGCUCGGACAGACGCUAGAUGUAAACAUGGUAGCUGAGCCAAAACCACACCAGACUGGUAGGAAAAGGCAAAAUGUUGCGAAAACCGGGAAUGACUGGGAUUAUUACUACGACAGCUACUACGCCUCGGCGUCCUUCCCGCCGGGUCCGCCGAGGCUGGUGCCGCCGCUCAAGAGACCUCGCCUCAUGGUGCCGCCCGCCCGCCCCGUGGUCAAGCAGUCGCCGGCGCCCAAGCAGCAGCAGCAGCCCAUCAGCCAGCUCAAGACCUACAGUAAUCCCGACAUACUCAUCUGCGGGAACUGUCGGGAGAUGUUCACGGAGCUACAGGAACUUCUGGACCACAAAAAGACGUACUGCAAGCUGCGUUUCGCUUGCAAGUGCCACACCUUGAACGGCGUCAAGACAAAGUCGGCCGGCGACGACCUCACCUCGGCGAUGCUGCUGUGCGUGGCGUGCAAGGACUGCUUCCGCAGCCCCUGGGACCUGAUGGUGCACGUGCAGGCGGCGCACAUGAUGAACAUCUACGAGCUGGGCGUGCCCAAGGCGGCGGCGGCGGCGGCGGCGGCGGCGGCGGAGGGCGACGACGACCUCGCCAAGAGGGGCAGGGGCUGCUCGCCCGCCGCGUCGCCCAGUCCGCGGUCCUCCGACGGCAAGGAGAAGGAGGACGGCGGAGAGCGCGAGUGCACGCCCAGCUUGGACGACGAGGACGACGCCGCGGACCUGGCGGCCCACUACAACAACAUGGCGUCCCCGGACGCCGACAAGGACGACGACGCCGACGCCCCCGCCGGCCGGGCCUGCAUCGUGCACACGCUGGCCAUUGAACAGACGACCGUGAACAAGAAGAGUUCAGCGGCCGAGAAGUCUCCCAUGAAGGUGUCGAUCACGAACGGCGACAUAAGCACGCAAGAGUGACUGCGAAGCCUGCAGUUCUAAACAAUCAGUGGGUCGAGAAUCUGUACAUAGUCGUGUUGUAAUUUUUUUUGGGGGGGACAAAUGACACGUAAAAAAAAAAUAUUUUAUUGUUAAUAUUUGAGACUUGCUUCGUGUGCUUGUGAUCCAGUGACCAAUGUUAUAAAGAUAGUUAAGUUUU
This is a messenger RNA of Bacillus rossius redtenbacheri, 1850 nucleotides long. RefSeq lists its product as uncharacterized. The transcript is spliced from 11 exons. The coding region runs from base 524 to 1672 and encodes 382 amino acids. Gene Ontology annotation, molecular function: RNA binding. The record is from RefSeq and is a predicted model, not a curated record. Lineage: Eukaryota; Metazoa; Arthropoda; Insecta; Phasmatodea; Bacillidae. Gene Ontology annotation, cellular component: nucleus.